AUGGCGAGCACCCUGCAGCUGCAGGCCAUCGCGCUGGCCGUGCUGCUAUCGGCUCUGACGCCGGCGAUACCGACGACGUCGGCUCAGCGGCAGCCACCGCCGGUGGGUGUGGCGCGGCCGGGAUGCCGCGACAGGUGCGGCAACAUCACCAUCCCGUACCCAUUUGGCAUCGGCGCCGGGUGCUACCGCCACGACGUCCUCGGCGGCUUCCAGCUCAACUGCGACGACACCCGCUCCCCUCCCCGCCUCACCAUAUCCGACUACAGCAGCAUCCAGCUCGCCGGCCUGUCCCUCGCCGCCGGCGAGGCUCGGGCCUACCUCAACGCCACGCGCAAGUGCUACAACGCCACGGGGGGGUUCGUCGACCGGAACACCAACCCGUCGUACAUGUCGCUCGGCACCAGCCCCUACCUCUUCUCCCCGGCCAAGAACCGCCUGGUCGCGACCGGCUGCCCCAGCCUCGGCUACUUCGUCGACGGCAGGGAGUACUUCGUCAGCGGCUGCACGUCCGUGUGCCGGCCGCCGCAGUACGCCAUCCCGGGGCAGGGGUCCUGCACCGGCGUCGGGUGCUGCCAGAGCGACAUACCCCCCGGCGUCGACUACUUCCAGCCCAACACGCUGAGCUUGCAGCAGGCGCAGCUCGACCCGGCCUUCACCACCAACGUCGUCGUCACCAGGUGCCACUACGUGUUCCUGGUGGAGACGGCGUGGUUCCGCUACAGCGACCGCGCCUUCUUGAACCGGACCGACGACUUCGCCGUGCCCGUCGUGCUCGACUGGGCCGUCCGGAACGUCGGCAACUGCAGUGCCGCCAGGCGCAACGCCACGGACUACGCGUGCCGGAGCGCCAACAGCGGGUGCUUCGACAACAUCGGCAACGGCGCCGGCUACCGGUGCAACUGCUCCAAGGGGUUCGAGGGAAACCCCUACCUCGACGGUGGAUGCACAGACAUCGACGAGUGCCGCCGCAAAGACAGAUAUCCAUGCUACGGAGACUGCACAAACACGCCAGGAAGCUACAUUUGCGUUUGCCCUCCGGGAACCAACGGCGACGCCACCAGUCAGAAUGGCUGCCGGACCAAGGACAAGUUCACGCUAGCUCUCAAAGCGGUUACAGGUGUCAGCGUCGGAGUGUUCCUGUCAGUGUUCAUGUGCUUCUGGCUCUACCUGGGGCUCCAGAAGAGGAAGCUCAUCAGAACGAAGCAGAGGUUCUUCGAGCAGAACGGGGGUGUGAUCCUGCAGCAGCAGAUGCGGUCCUACAGUAGCGCCGGCGCCGGCGCCGGCGCCGGAGCAGGUGGGUUCCAGAUAUUCUUCAAGGAGGAGCUCGAGAAGGCGACCAACAACUUCGCCGCCGACCGUGUCCUCGGCCGCGGCGGGCACGGCAUCGUUUACAAGGGCGUUCUCGAGGACAAGACCGUGGUGGCCAUCAAGAAGUCCAAGAUGAUGGAGGAGGCCCAGACCAAGGAGUUCGCCAGGGAGAUGUUCAUCCUCUCCCAGAUCAACCACAGGAACGUCGUGAAGCUGCUUGGCUGCUGCCUCGAAGUGGAGGUGCCGAUGCUGGUCUACGAGUUCGUCUCCAACGGCACUCUCUACCAUUACAUCCACGACAAGGAUCUCAAGGCGGGCAUAACCUUCGACACCCGUCUCCGGAUAGCGGCAGAGUCGGCCGAGGCGCUCGCGUACAUGCACUCAUCUGCUUCGCCGCCGAUCCUCCACGGAGACGUCAAGACGGCCAACAUCCUGCUCGACGACAAGCUCACCGCCAAAGUUUCAGAUUUCGGAGCAUCCAAACUGGCACCCACAGAUGAGGCCGAGAUUGCAACCUUGGUGCAGGGGACUUGCGGGUACCUGGACCCUGAAUAUCUUAUGACAUGCCAGCUAACAGACAAGAGCGACGUGUACAGCUUUGGCGUUGUCCUGCUGGAGCUUCUAACCAGGAAGAAGGCACUCUACUUUGACGGGCCAGAGGAACACAGGAGCCUCGUGUCAUGCUUCAUGACGGCACUCAAGGCUGGCCGGCAUGGAGAGCUUCUUGACAGCCAGGUGAGGAACGAGGUCAGAGAUGAGGUGCUUGAAGAAAUUGCUCACCUCGUGAUGCAAUGCCUGAGCAUGAGCGGGGAGGAACGGCCGACGAUGAAGGCGGCUGCUGAAAGGCUGGAGAGGCUGAGGAGAUACCAGCAGCACCCGUGGGCUCAGGCUCAUGCCAAUCCGGAGGAGAGGCAGACCUUGCUUCCCGUGGAACAAAGGGAUCUUCCGGUAAUGUUCAGGCAGCAAGAGGUCCUCGAUCUUGAAGAUGGCAGCACAUAUACUUACAGUUUGUAGAUCAUAAUAGUUGUACCAUUCUUUUGGCAAAUCGGUUCAAGUAAGAUUCUUUCGGAUGUAAUAAUGAAAAAGGCAUGCACAUGUUGAGGAAAAUUAAACAGGCGGUUAAAAGAGUAAACAAAUUGCUCAACUUGUGUGAUGGGAAUUGAGUCCUUCAUGUAACUCCUAUAAGAUAAAGUAAUGUGGAGCAAAAGAGUUUCGAAAA
Panicum virgatum (switchgrass) is the source of this 2527-nucleotide messenger RNA. Its product is annotated as wall-associated receptor kinase 2-like. The record is from RefSeq and is a predicted model, not a curated record. Gene Ontology annotation, biological process: cell surface receptor signaling pathway; protein phosphorylation. Gene Ontology annotation, molecular function: polysaccharide binding; calcium ion binding; ATP binding. The transcript is spliced from 3 exons. NCBI's taxonomy places the organism in Eukaryota, Viridiplantae, Streptophyta, Magnoliopsida, Poales, Poaceae. The coding region runs from base 1 to 2322 and encodes 773 amino acids. Gene Ontology annotation, cellular component: plasma membrane.